AUUUCUUCUUCGCCGCUGCGUUUUCUCGAACCAACCGGACAUUAUUAAGGGACACUUUAACAGAGACGCACGCGGAGAGAGGGAGCAGGGGAGAGAGCAAGACAGAGACCGGAGAACACAGAGCGGGGGGAAUAAUAAAAGCCCAUUUUUGGUGGGAUUUGAGUGCCGUUGUGCCCUCGCCUUCUCCGGAUGAUCAGAAAUGGGGGAAUGGACUAUACUAGAGAGGCUCCUGGAGGCUGCUGUCCAGCAGCACUCGACUAUGAUAGGAAGGAUCCUACUCACUGUGGUGGUCAUCUUCCGGAUCUUAAUCGUAGCGAUAGUCGGAGAGACUGUCUAUGAUGACGAGCAAACCAUGUUUGUGUGUAACACCUUACAACCGGGCUGCAACCAGGCAUGUUACGACAAGGCAUUUCCCAUUUCACACAUCCGAUACUGGGUGUUUCAAAUUAUCAUGGUGUGCACGCCGAGCCUGUGCUUCAUCACCUACUCGGUGCACCAGUCGGCCAAGCAGAAGGAGCGGCGCUUCUCAACGGUGUACCUGACGCUGGACAAGGACCAAGACUCCAUGAAGAGGGAAGAGAGCAAAAAGAUCACCAAGAACACCAUCGUGAACGGAGUACUGCAGAACACGGAGAACACCACCAAAGAGGCCGAGCCGGACUGCUUGGAGGUCAAGGAGAUCCAGAACUCGGCCAUGAGAACUAAGUCGAAAUUAAGGCGCCAGGAGGGAAUCUCGAGGUUCUACAUCAUCCAAGUGGUGUUCAGAAACGCGUUGGAGAUCGGUUUUCUGGUGGGGCAAUAUUUCUUGUACGGAUUCAACGUGCCGUCCGUGUACGAGUGCGAUCGAUACCCGUGCAUCAAAGACGUCGAGUGCUACGUCUCCAGGCCCACGGAGAAGACCGUGUUCCUGGUGUUCAUGUUCGCCGUCAGCGGGUUUUGUGUGAUUCUGAAUCUGGCGGAACUCAAUCAUCUGGGCUGGCGAAAGAUCAAGACGGCCGUGCGGGGCGUGCAGGCGCGACGAAAGUCCAUCUAUGAGAUCCGAAACAAAGACUUGCCGAGAAUGAGUGUGCCCAAUUUCGGGCGUACUCAGUCCAGUGACUCCGCUUAUGUGUAACGCACGAGAAAAAAAAAACAGUGAUAGAUGAGAGAGAUGUGCAGUAAACAAAAAUGAAAAAAUGAAAAUGUUAAUAAUGAAUGAAAGACCAUUAUGGACAUGAUGGGACAGCUCCGCACGCCUAGAUAUGUGUUAUGAUGACAUACGAGUGGGCGAUUUAGUUCUGGUUCUGGUUCUGUUUUUUUGUUUUUGUUUGUUUGUUUAUGUCUGAUGAUGACUUCACGGCGAGGGGGUGAAUUUACAAGCUUGUCGACGUAUAUUUAUGAUUGCACUGAUGCAACUUUUUGGUCACGUUUCUACUCUGUAACGCUCUGAAGAAUGGAGACACGUCUGACCCGUGUUCACACCUUUACUCUUGGUGGGCUCGUGUUCAUGUUGUGCUUAAAGAGAGUCAAUGCAAAAUUGCACUAAGAGGUGAACACUUGAGAGCCCAAACCUAAUCCGAUAUGUGUGAUAUUGAUGGUGUUUUAGGUCAACCUUUUCUUUUCCCCCAACUGUGUUACGAGCAAAAAAACAACAAACAACGUCCUAACCACUCCCUCUUUAAGUGACUCCAUCCAACCCCACAGUGGCUAUGGGGGUAAAAAACCCACCAUUCGAGAUUUAUAUAAUAGAUAUAUAUACAUACAUAUAUAUGCACAGAUAUAUAAAUGACUACGGAUACAACCCUAGUUGAAUACAUCAGCGUCUUUCAUGUAUUCAGUGGCCUGUGUCGCACCACGUGACCUUAACAUAUGUAACCAUUCCAUCGCUCUCUAGCUGACUCUCUAGCGACACAUUCUUGGUGGACUGCUGCAUACGCAAAACGUCUGUGACUACCUUAAUCAUUUCUCUCUCUGACACACCAAAGCGCCCACUGCUUUUCAUUUGUGAAAAAGUGUUUUUCUUCUUAUUAUUAUUAAUGCUUUUUUGUGUAAUCAAGUGCCAUACUUGUAUAUAAACAUAAUAUAUAUGUAAACAUAUAAAUAUAUAAAUAUAUAAUAUUCAUCAUAAAGCUUAAUUCCCUGCUUGGAUUAUGCUAAAUGCCGCCCGAUUUUGAUUUGCUUUAAAUGUAUUUGUUGUGGUUAAAAUGCAAAAAGGAUAUACAGUUUUCUCUAUUUUGUUUUGCAAAAUGACUGGAAAAAGAAAUGAAGUGCUAGUUUUUUUUACAUACAAGAACGAAAAUGUCUCUCCACAAUCAGUACUGAUCAAAAACUCAAAAAAUAGCACAAAUUGACAUUUUUAAACAAAGAAUGGGCAAUAAAAGCCGCUCUCUGGU
Molecule: messenger RNA, 2372 nt
Organism: Gadus chalcogrammus (walleye pollock)
Lineage: Eukaryota; Metazoa; Chordata; Actinopteri; Gadiformes; Gadidae
Product: gap junction delta-2 protein
Exons: 2
Coding region: 200-1114 (304 amino acids)
Biological process (GO): cell communication
Cellular component (GO): connexin complex
Source: RefSeq, a predicted model, not a curated record